UUCCUUCUCCCUGCCCUUGCAAGCCGCACGAGACUCUCAGUUUGGGAUCAAAACAUGGCUAAACUGAGCAAAGAGAGCAAACAGCGGCUGCAGCAGCUGUUCCAGUGCGGCCAGUUUGUCAUCCGAUGGGGUUUUAUUCCAACCGUGCUGUACCUCGGUUUCAAAAGAGGAGCAGAUCCAGGGAUGCCUGAACCUACAUUCUUAAGCUUGCUAUGGGGCUGAGGAGCAUCUUCACACAGCCGAUCACCAACCAUAAUCCAGACCAUGUGACUCACCUGUAACUGGACAAAAUGGACUUCAUCUUUUACUUUCCUCUCUGAAAAUAAUAAUGAUCGGAUAACAUUUGCACAUUAUUUCUCACUAUCUGUAAAGUAAUGAUUGAAUGUUGCCCAUUUCCAUGUCGUCUAUAGCUAUGGUAAAGAUCAGUAAAUGUAGAGAGAUGUGUGUCCCUGGAAAUGCAUGCUCAUUGGACUGUCAGUUGCAAGGUUAUGUUUGUGAAUGUGUGGCACAGAUGUUUGGGUAUACCAUUUGUUUCAUGUUUUUUUCUUAGUUUUUAUUUUUAAUUUAAAAUUUCUGAAAAUAAAUUCCCAAAGAAACGAC
This is a messenger RNA of Archocentrus centrarchus (flier cichlid), 600 nucleotides long. RefSeq names its product translocase of outer mitochondrial membrane 7 homolog (yeast) (gene tomm7). The transcript is spliced from 3 exons. The record is from RefSeq and is a predicted model, not a curated record. Gene Ontology annotation, cellular component: mitochondrial outer membrane translocase complex. Gene Ontology annotation, biological process: protein import into mitochondrial matrix. NCBI's taxonomy places the organism in Eukaryota, Metazoa, Chordata, Actinopteri, Cichliformes, Cichlidae. The coding region runs from base 55 to 222 and encodes 55 amino acids.